UGCACGGGCGGAGAGUACGGCUUGGAUGACAUCAUAUCCUAUGCUAGAACCUCAUCUUGCCCUUCUCAGUGGACACAGCUGGACGCACUGAACGCGUCGCCUUGAUUUUAUCGUACCACACAAACCGUGUGAGGGCAGCCACAGCGCUACUUAGUAUCUCACCCCUCCCAGCCGCGUCUGCGACGUCUACUAGACACCCACUCUCCUCUAUCGUCUCGUGGCAUCUUGCCAUUGACUUCUAUCUCCCCAGGUGCUGCCUCGUGGACGAGGGAACAAUCAUAAACAACAUGGCUGAACAACAGCAACAGCACGCGCCAGGGGGGCACUAUUCCGGUGCGAACCCGGUACCCACGGUGAAGAAAUUCAUCCAGAAUCUUGACAAAGACAAGGCCGAGAGAGACCGCAAAAUAGACGAACAGGGUAUGAGCGCUGCAGGUGGAGGUGCUACCAGCAAAGUUGCUCCCCACAAGCCUACGAAACAUGGCGUAAAAGGCACACAGAAAACUGUCACCGAUCCGACUACUGGCAAACAGGUAGUAAUUGAAGAUGUCAGUAAGGAUAUGGUACACCAGGUCGAAAACCCAACACUAUCUGUACCUAACGCCAAUCUUGAGAAGGACACUACAGACCAUAAACAGUCCCUAGAGGAGUACAAAUACAACCAAGAUGUCACCGCACCACCUGACCCAAUUGCUGAGGGUAGUACGUCCGACGUUCCUAUUCACGGCGAGAAGACGAAUAUCCUGUUCCACCCUACACCUGCAGUCAGCUACGAACCAAUGUUCGUUGAGAUCGAGAAGAGGGCAGGCGUGCUGUCUAUCGCUAUACUGGCUGCUACAGUCAUUGUAGGAAAGAUGUUUGGCGGAGCCUUGAAAGGGUUGAUUCCCUUGGGAAUGUGUCUUUCCUCAGGAGUCUGGCUGUGGAUGAAAGAAGUCGUGAGAAGCGGUAGAGAGGUAGAAUGGCACAGCGAACAGACCCGUGGCCAAAUCGCCACGGCUAACCUGUUACCGGAGAGCGUGGAGUGGAUGAAUACACUCUUGUCCAUUGUUUGGGGACUGAUCAACCCAGACAUGUUCCAGGGAGUUGCCGACACUCUCGAGGAUGUCAUGCAGGCUUCAGUCCCGGGAAUUAUCGAGAAUGUCAGAGUCGCCGAGAUCAACCAAGGCUCGAACCCUCUUCGCAUCCUCAGCUUGAGAGCCCUUCCCGAUACACAUAUGAAGGACAUGAAACAGGCCAUUCAUGAAGAGAACAAGAAGACCAAGGACCCCCAAGAAGCUGCUGCAGAUGAGGAGGGGGGUGAUUACUACAACCUGGAAUGUUCCUUUGCCUACCAUGCUCAGCCAACUGGAAAGCGUGCCUCUGACAAGGCUCGCAACAUGCACAUGCAGCUAGUUUUUUAUCUUGGUAUCAAGGGCCUCUUUGGUGUUCCUCUACCCAUCUUUGUGGAACUUCAAGGUCUUGUCGGAACCGUUCGGUUGCGUAUGGCCAUGACACCAGAGCCACCAUUUUUGAAAACGCUCACGUUCACCUUGAUGGGCACACCCCAGGUGCAAGCAGGCUGUAUUCCUAUGCUUGAGAAGGGAGUAAACAUUUUGAACCUUCCCCUGAUAUCAAACUUCGUCAACUAUGCUAUCAAAGCCGCCUCAUCCAUGUACGUCGCUCCCAAAAGCAUGUCAAUCGACAUGCGAGCUAUUUUGCAAGGAGAUUCGAUCCAAAAGGAUGUUGAGGCACUGGGAAUAUUAUGGAUCCGUAUACACCGCGCUGUGGGACUGUCUAAGCAGGACAGGCGUGGCUCCGAACACGGCGGAAGUGACCCCUAUAUCACGCUCGCGUUCUCGAAAUACGGCAAACCGAUGUAUUGCACUAGAGUCAUUACUGACGACCUCAAUCCUAUCUGGGAGGAAACUGCUGCUCUAUUGGUAACUCCCGAACUGAUCAAGGCUGACGAGAACUUGUCUGUUGAGCUAUGGGAUUCGGAUCGCCAUACUGCCGAUGACAUUGUCGGAAAAGUCGAGCUCUCCAUGCAGAAGAUGAUUCAGCAUCCGGGCAAAAUGUAUCCUCAAGUCUCGAAGUUGAGUGGAUUGGAUGCGGGAAGCGAAAUGCCCGGCGAAUUGCAUUGGGAAAUUGGCUAUUUCGGCAAGCCUCAAUUCCGACCGGCUCUCCGAACCGAUGGAAAGAAUAGGGCUCUUCCAGAUGAACUAAAGGAUGACCCUGCCCUGCAAGAUGAGAAGGGUGUAAUCAACACCGAACAGGACGAUGCGGUUAUGCAUACACCUCCGGAUCCACUGUGGCCGAGCGGAAUCUGUAGCAUCAUCGUUCAUCAAAUCGUCAAUCUCGAGUUAGAAAAUGUCAAAGGUAGCAAUGGCAACCGUAAAGGAAGAGAAUAUGAGCCCGCCAAGCCAUACGGUGAACCAACGGAGGAGACGGGUGGGAACUUACCCACUAGUUACUGUACCAUUCUCUUCAAUGACCAGCUGGUUUACCGGACUCGUUCGAAGGCGGUCUCAUCGCAGCCAAUUUUCAAUGCUGGUACAGAACAAUUUAUUCGAGACUGGCGCUCUGCGAUCAUAACUGUCACUGUUCGCGAUCAACGCAAUCGCGAGCACGACCCAAUCCUCGGUGUUGUACCUUUGAAGCUUUCGGACAUCAUGGAGACGUCAUCUCAGGUUACUCGAUGGUAUCCUCUCGAUGGUGGAAUUGGAUUUGGCCGCAUUCGAAUCUCCUUGGUCUUCCGCUCUAUUGAAACUCGACUUCCGCCGAAUCUUUUGGGCUGGUCUGUAGGCACAUUCGAGUUCCGCUCCGAACGAAUUCUAGCUGUAGGCUACAACCACGCCGCGAAGCUUAAGCUUCGCACAGGUGGUAGCUCAGGAAAGAUACCACGCAAUGCAGCGCAGAAACUUGACGAGAAGGACGGCUAUUUCUGGGAUUUGGACGCAAACGAGGGUAAGAACAAUGUUCGUCUACCAGUCAAAUACCGAUAUAGAUCGCCCAUCGUAUUCGAAUUCCAUAUCGCGAAUAAGCGGAAGGCAGAUGCAUACGCUAUCAUCUGGCUGCAGCAUUUCGUCGAUAAUGAAGAUCAGGACAUCAACAUCCCCAUUUGGACUACUGCUCAUCCGGCUCGUUUGAGGCAAAACUAUAUCACAGAGGACAAUUGCAGCAAAGAGCCCGGUCUUGAGGAUUUGAAGGAGAUCGGCCGUCUGCAGUUCACUGCACGGUUCAAAGCUGGCACCGAUGAAUCCCAUGAGGCCUUCAUCGUUGAUAAUGAUUCAAGAGAAACCUAUCAAACCUGGGAAGCAUGCUUGACAGAGGGUGUUCGUAACCGCAAGGUGGACAAGGAGCUACCCGAUCGCGUUAAGCAACUGCACGAUGAAUCACUUACGGAAGGCCGGGACAUCCUCAAGAACCACACUGAUGACAACGAGAAGGAGAGAUGGCUGUCAAAGACUGGGGAGGACUGGUCUGGCGCGUUUGGGCACGAUCCUAAGGCCUACAUGGACACGAAGGGAAAGAAAAGACGCGAACCUGGAGUGGAUGAGCCUCUACACGACCCGCAUCACCCCAGUGAUGACCCGGACAAUGACGAUGACGAUGAUGACUAUGGUUCUUCUGAUAGCUCGUCUGACCUCGGCAUUCAAGAUGCUGAGACUACCGGAAACGCGGAGAGUCCCAAUGGUGAGCUCAAACACGCCGGCACCGAUCUUUCUCCUUCAGCGCCCCGUGUAUCACAAAGCACUGCUAGGACCCAGACCACGUAUACCACUAGUGGCACGAAUGGCUCCGUAGACAGGUCUUCGACAUUGAGUGAGAAGGACACAAAGAGACAGAACAAAAGGACCGAGGAGCGAAAGCAGCGAGGCCUGAUGCAGUGGAAGCCGGCAAGAAAUGCACGUUUUGCGAAAAGUCAAGGUCGCAUUGGAAUCAGCAAGUUGAAGAAGAAGUUUACCGGCGGUCUUGAUGGAAGGCAGCCUGGUGUCGAAACCGAAACCGGAACGUAAUGAUUCCCAAGUCCCUUCCCACAAUCUCUCCGUCAACAUUUCAAAUCCGGAAUCACGGUCGACACGGUCAAAAGGGACCUGAAUCAGUGGAGGCAACGUGUAAUUGGCAUAAGGUUGCUCAUCUU
This is a messenger RNA of Aaosphaeria arxii CBS 175.79, 4120 nucleotides long. RefSeq lists its product as uncharacterized. Bases 288 to 3995 code for a protein of 1235 amino acids. Gene Ontology annotation, molecular function: lipid binding. The record is from RefSeq and is a predicted model, not a curated record. Lineage: Eukaryota; Fungi; Ascomycota; Dothideomycetes; Pleosporales. The transcript has 4 exons.